This is a messenger RNA of Coregonus clupeaformis (lake whitefish), 3510 nucleotides long. Its product is annotated as zinc finger and SCAN domain-containing protein 2-like. Bases 106 to 1302 code for a protein of 398 amino acids. NCBI's taxonomy places the organism in Eukaryota, Metazoa, Chordata, Actinopteri, Salmoniformes, Salmonidae. The transcript has 2 exons. Gene Ontology annotation, biological process: regulation of transcription by RNA polymerase II. The record is from RefSeq and is a predicted model, not a curated record. Gene Ontology annotation, molecular function: DNA-binding transcription factor activity, RNA polymerase II-specific; RNA polymerase II cis-regulatory region sequence-specific DNA binding.
CUUGUUUAUUGAUACAACCGGAAAGUAUCUUUGCUGUUUAUCUCAAAUGGAUGGCUAGCUUCUACCGAACAUAGGCUAAACGUUUCCACUUUACCAUCCCUCAAAAUGUCAAAAAUGCAGCUGUUACAGGAUUAUCUAAACGAGCGAUUAACAGCGGUGGCUGUUGAGAUAUUUGGGGCAGUGGAAAAUACCAUAGCAGAGUACCAGGAAGAAAUCUCCCGUUCAAAGGAGGAGAUCGGUCGUUUACGGAAGCUGCUGGAUUUGGUUUUCCAACCCGACAUAAUGUUACAUAGAUCAGAUCCCCAGCAGCUCACAUUUCCUGUACCUGAAGAAGUUCCUCCUGAGCAGCAGCACUGUGAGCAGGAGUGGAGCACCAGUCCAGGGCAGGAGGAUCCAGAGCCCACACAGAUUAAAGAGGAACAGGAGGAGUUUGUGACCAGUCAGGAGGAAGAGCAGCUUCAGGGGCUGGAGUCUGAUACCAAAGAGUUCAUAUUAAUUUCUACCUGUGUGAAAAGGGACUGUGAUAAGGGCCCACCCCAGUCCUCACAUCUUCCCCAAACCCAGACUGUGGAGAACAGAGAGAGGGACUCUCUACCCACCAAAACAAUUGAACAAGACAUCAAAACAGAACAUGAAGAGGGCUACAGAGAAUCUGAACCAAACAAUGAAUUACAGCCCCUCUCUCCAGUAAAUUCAGACUGUUCUGCAGCUCAUAUUGGGAACAGUGAAAGUGACAAUGGGGUGGACAGUGGAGGACUAAUGUCAGGGUUACAGCCACACAAAUCAAAGAGAACAUGGACAAAGAAAGGACAAAGCUCUAAAACCAGGGAAGCCAGUGAGUUGAAAGUUCCAUUGAGGGCAGCUCACUCAGGGGAGAGACCACACAGGUGUCCUGUCUGCAGGAAAUGCUUUCUGAAAAGUAGCAUUUUAAAAACGCAUCAGAGAAUUCACACUGGGAUGAGACCAUAUUGCUGCAAUGUAUGUGGCAAAAGUUUCAGAGAGAAGGGAAGCCUGACAGAACAUAUGACAAGUCACACUGGGGAGAAACCAUAUCAGUGCAAAGACUGUGGCAAAUGCUUUAUCCGGAUGAGAAACCUGACAGACCAUAUGAGGAUACACACUGGAGAGAAACCGUAUCAGUGCAGUGAUUGUGGCAAAUGCUUCAGUCAGAAGAAAACCCUGACCAUACAUAUGAGGACAGUACACUGGAGAGAAACCGUAUCUGUGCAAAGAAUGUUGCAAAUGCUUCAGCCAGAUGAAAAGCCUGAAAGUGCCAUAUUAGGAUUCACACAGGUGAGAUAGACCAACAGAUGAGAGACCAUAAAUGCCCCAUGUGUGUAGAAUGCUUCAGAUCAGCAAGUCAUCUAAAAUGGCACCAGCGAAGACGUCACACAGGAGAGAAACCACAUUGCUGACUUUGUGGUAAAUGCUUCACUUGUAAGAACUGAGGAUGAGGAUGAACCCAGAGAGAGAAACAUGACAGUGCUGCUUGGGGCAAAAUCGUACUCUCACUUGUAGUAGGACCUUUCCAAUGUAAAACGCUGAUGUUUCAUAACCCUUCUGAGCAUGGCCUCAAAUGUAUAUAAUAUGUUUUGCUUCCUUGUUGACAACAUGACCAAGUGGUGCAAAUUGCUGUUUGAUUUGAGAAGGGCGUUCCUCCCUCACCGCUUUUGCCCGUUCAUGUCACGGGCCAUAAACUGGUGCCCCAUGGCUCAGCAUAAUCGAAUCCGCCCAUUGGCACGUCGGAAAUUGGUUUGGCGCCGAAACCUUUUGUUGUGCGUCUCCCGAUAAUAUUACUCUUUCUGUUUAUGCAUUUAACGAUCAGAAAGUUCAACUAAAAUGUGUUUAUGUGUAACAAUUAAAAUGUGAAGGCUAAUUUAAAGGAAUGAUUACCUUGUUUAUCCCCGUGAUUGUUGAGGGCGUUCUGUCCAUUUCCUGAUCAGAGUUUGACAGGCAAACAGUGGGAGUGUUCGAGCGCAUGGUUAAUUAAUGGUAUGGGGUAUUCGGAAGUAGCAUAUUCCCGGGAGGGAUUAUAAAGUAUGGUGUAGCACCUUUAUUGAAGUGUGUGCUAGGAAAUACACGCAUGUUUAUAAUAUAAACGUGUGUAUUGUAAUAGUUGCCUUUGAUUGUUAAUUGAGCAUCAUUGUGUGAAAUGUAUUCUCAUUGGCCGUUGCAUUAUGGGUAGUGGUAUUUAAACCCUGCCAUUUCGUUGUUUGAGACAGGACAGAGCCAGGGUAUGGUCGGCGUGAUGCUGGAGUUUUCGUUGAACGAGCGUUUAUGUGAAACAGUUUAUGAUCCUGUUGCAACCUCCAGUUAAUUUUGUUUAGUAAAUGUUGUAAAAUUUCGCCCACUAUUUCCUCACUGCAAAUAAAAAGCCUCACCCUGGGCAGGAAAUCGGCUCUAUAUUGUCUUGCCGAUUCCGGUUAAAAAUCCAACUGCUGGGUCACCCUCACAGAGGGGAAAGGGCUUCAGAUUUGAAGACAUGCCACCUUAUACCUGUAGUAGCAGGACAAACAAACCCAUCAAUCAAUGAUCUUGGUUGAAUGUAUUAAGGGAUAAACAUGCACAACAUUGUAGAAGCCCACAAUGUUGUGCCUAACAGAGAACCAUGCAUUUUUAGACAAACAUUUUUACCUUCAUUUUGUUUAGAAUUAUACACAAUACAUUUAAGUGACUGUCUUGUAGCUGUACUAAAAGCAGCACAUGGUUCAAAUGUUGGAGUGCCAUCUCACCAACUCUAGUUUGAGUCAUUACCUCUUAUGUUUGUGGAGUGGGUUUGACACCACUGCACGGUGCUUUUUCCCAUAAACCUGACAUAGCCCCAGUCCAUCUAAUGCUAUCUAUGUUGUGAGCAUCUUAGUGGAUUGGUCUAUCAUGCUUCUUGUUAAUAAAAUGUUAUUUUUAAUUAGUGUAUCAUUUUAAUGUUUUUGUUAUAGGUUAUUUUAUAGAUUAGUUAGUACAGGGGCAGGGCUCAAAUGAGCUCAAAGAAAUUGAGUAGUUUUUCAACCUUUAUUAUUAGUCAUACAUCAGGUAGAGAUGAGAUGUAGGAUAUUUCACAGUGAAUAUAUUUGUGAAUAUAGUGAAAAGUUACUCCACAACUUUUGCUUUGUGCUUGAUUUGCAUUAUAUCCUUGGGACACAGCCACGUGGAGAUUGUUCAGUUCAGCUGCGCUAUAUCUCCAUUACAGCAGGCGGCGGUAUAACAAUUUUACCUCGUGCAGGUUCAAAAAGACAAACAUAUCUUUCACUAGGAAGCGUUUGCAUUGUUUACACUGAGGGGACGCUUGCAUGAGCGUCACGGCAGCAACAUUAGCUGGAUCCUAUCCAUAUUAAAGACUUCUGGCUUUCGGAUUUUGCCUUCAAAAUAAAAGUCUGCUGUAAAACGCUGUGUAUGAUACGAAAUCAAUAUUUUUUUGCAGGAUUGCAUAGUGCAUAAUGUAAAAACAAAUAUAACUACAUGGGGGGAAAUCUAAAAUAAAGAGAAUUGCUACUUUCUAUAAGAUAAAGAAUA